CUGGCUUUCUGUCAUCGGCAUCUCUUUUCAUCUUUCUGUCUUAACUGGGACCAUUCGAUCGUCUCACACAAUACCGUAUAGCCAUGGUCGUUGAGCGUCUCCAGCAAUUGACCUUCCAGGUCACUGCUACCUCUCCCCCUCCUCAUCCCUUUGAUCCCCUCUCUACCACGGAGAUCGAGACGGCCGUAGCUGUCAUCCGAAAAGAGCAUGGCAAUGUUGUCUUCAAUGCCGUGACGCUGUGGGAGCCCCGCAAAGCAGAGAUGCAGGCAUGGUUGGAGGAUCCUGAGAAGGCACCUCGCCCUCUGCGUGGUGCUGAUAUCGUUGUUAUUGCUCCUGGCGGGAAGAUCUAUGACGGUGUGGUUGAUCUAGUCAAUAAGAAGAUUCUUCAGUGGAAACACACGCCUGGCGUGCAGCCGUUGAUCACCAUGGAGGACUUGCAGGAGGUAGAGCAUAUCGUCAGGAAGGACCCGAAGGUUAUUGAACAGUGCGGUAUUCUUGGGAUUCCACCAGAGGACAUGCACAAAGUAUAUUGUGACCCUUGGACAAUCGGUUACGAUGAGCGGUUUGGCAACGGCAUGCGUUUGCAGCAGGCUCUGAUGUAUUACCGUCCGCACGUCGACGAUUCUCAGUAUACCUUUCCGCUGGACUUUUGUCCCAUCUACAAUGCCGAGACAAAGAAGAUCAUUCACAUUGAUAUCCCGCCAGUUCGGAGGCCUCUCAGCAAAGCUCCUCCGAACAAUUACGAUGUGAAGUCGAUCGAAAAAGAGGGUGGCUAUCGGACAGAUUUGAAGCCCAUCAACAUUACCCAGCCUGAGGGGGUGUCGUUCAAACUCAACGGCCGUAUCAUCGAAUGGCAGAAUUGGAGCAUCCACGUCGGCUUCAAUUACCGCGAGGGCAUCGUGUUGAACAACAUCACCUUCAACGAUAAGGGUACUGUGCGUCCUAUUUUCUACCGUCUGUCGUUGGCAGAAAUGGUUGUCCCGUACGGAAACCCAGAGCAUCCUCACCAGCGGAAGCAUGCCUUCGAUCUUGGUGAGUACGGCGGCGGCUACAUGACCAACAGUCUGUCGCUUGGCUGCGACUGCAAGGGUGCUAUCCACUAUAUGGAUGCAGCGUUUGUCAACAGGGCUGGUGCUAGCACCGUUGUCAAGAACGCAAUCUGCAUUCACGAGGAAGAUUCCGGCAUUCUGUUCAAGCACACUGAUUUCCGGGAUGAAUCUAUCAUCGUCACCCGUGGUCGGAAGUUGAUCAUCUCGCAAAUCUUCACCGCUGCCAACUAUGAGUACUGCGUGUACUGGAUCUUCCACCAGGACGGCACGAUCCAGCUUGACAUCAAAUUGACCGGUAUCCUCAACACCUACUCGAUGAACCCUGGAGAAGACACCAAGGGCUGGGGUACCGAAGUUUAUCCGGGUGUCAACGCACACAACCACCAGCAUUUGUUCUGUCUGCGGGUGGAUGCCAACGUUGAUGGACCGCAGAACACUGUCUUCCAAGUAGACGCUACCCGCAGUGAGGCGGAAGUUGGAAGCGCCGAGAACUACUACGGCAACGGCUUCUAUGCGAAGAAGACCAAGUACACCACUCCUCUCGAGGCCAUGGCCGACUACGAUGGCUUCACCGGACGCACCUGGGAAAUCGCCAACACAAACAAGCUGAACCCCUACAGCAAGAAGCCUGUCUGCUACAAGUUGGUCAGUCGAGAAGUGCCUCCUCUCCUCCCUAAGCCGGGAUCGUUGGUUUGGAAACGAGCGGGCUUCGCCCGACAUGCCGUGCAUGUUACCAAAUAUUCCGAUGACCAACUUCAUCCAGCCGGCCGCCACGUCCCACAGACCUCGGGUGAACCCUCCCACGGCCUCCCCGCCUGGAUUCAAGAAGCAGGGCCAGACAGCUCCAUUGACAACACGGACAUCGUCCUCUGGCACACCUUUGGAAUAACUCAUUUCCCGUCCCCUGAGGAUUUCCCCAUUAUGCCAGCUGAACCGAUGACCUUGCUUCUGCGCCCACGUCACUUCUUCACCAAGAAUCCUGUCCUCGACGUUCCACCCAGCUACUCCCGGACGCCGUCUCAAAUUGCCGCCGGGGCUUCUACGUGUGCCUGCAAGAAGGGUGACGGGACCAGCGUACAGGUCUAAUUAGCGUUCGGCCGAUGUUCUUUUAAAGCGAUUUAUAUAUAUGUGUGGUGGUCUUUCUCAUGUUAUUCAUGAAAUGCAACUGGGCAAAAGGUGGAUAUGGAGGAUGCUUUCUUGUAUAUAUCUAGUUACGGUACGGAUUUUGAUGACCAUGCUUGCAUUCAAUUGAGGUUUCUUUCUUUGCCUGUUUACGUCUGUCCCUUAGAUGGAGCGUUUAGACAAGUUCAACCUGGACAGAUGCUGCUGAUUCCGUCGAUGGACGGGUUGGCGUUGGGCCUUCCUAAUAAAGAAGUUAGUUCUUCAUUCCUGAG
Messenger RNA from Monascus purpureus, 2443 nucleotides. The record is from the annotation of a GenBank genome assembly. Lineage: Eukaryota; Fungi; Ascomycota; Eurotiomycetes; Eurotiales; Aspergillaceae.